UCAACAGGUGUUACAUCAGAGCCACUAUCAAGUUAUCCUUCAGGGUCAACAGUUAUUACACUAGAAACAUCACCCAGUGUCACAUCAGAACUGACAAUGUCUUCAUCUUCAGAAUCAACUACAGCUGUCUUACUCGAAACAUCCACUGGUGUUACAUCAGAACCAAUAUCAACUUCUUCUUUAGAAACAGCUACAGUUGUCGUACUGGAAACAUCGGCUAGUCUUACAUCAGAACUACCAGUGGCUUCUCCUUCAGAAUCAACUACAGCUGUCACACUCCAAACAUCAACAGGUGUUACAUCAGAACCACUGUCAACUUCUUAUCUAGAAACAGCUUCAGUUGUCACACUGGAAACAUCAGCUAGUGUUACAUCAGAAAUAUCAGUGGCUUCUUCUUCAGAAUCAACUACAGCUGUCACACUCCAAACAUCAACAGAUGUUACAUCAGAACCACCAUCAACCUCUUCUUCAGAAACAGCUACAGUUGCCACACUGGAAACAUCAGCUAGUGUUACAUCAGAGCCACUAUCAAGUUAUCCUUCAGGGUCAACAGUUAUUACACUAGAAACAUCACCCAGUGUCACAUCAGAACUGACAAUGUCUUCAUCUUCAGAAUCAACUACAGCUGUCUUACUCGAAACAUCAACUGGUGUUACAUCAGAACCAAUAUCAACUUCUUCUUUAGAAACAGCUACAGUUGUCGUACUGGAAACAUCGGCUAGUCUUACAUCAGAACUACCAGUGGCUUCUCCUUCAGAAUCAACUACAGCUGUCACACUCCAAACAUCAACAGGUGUUACAUCAGAACCACUGUCAACUUCUUAUCUAGAAACAGCUUCAGUUGUCACACUGGAAACAUCAGCUAGUGUUACAUCAGAAAUAUCAGUGGCUUCUUCUUCAGAAUCAACUACAGCUGUCACACUCCAAACAUCAACAGAUGUUACAUCAGAACCACCAUCAACCUCUUCUUCAGAAACAGCUACAGUUGCCACACUGGAAACAUCAGCUAGUGUUACAUCAGAGCCACUAUCAAGUUAUCCUUCAGGGUCAACAGUUAUUACACUAGAAACAUCACCCAGUGUCACAUCAGAACUGACAAUGUCUUCAUCUUCAGAAUCAACUACAGCUGUCUUACUCGAAACAUCCACUGGUGUUACAUCAGAACCAAUAUCAACUUCUUCUUUAGAAACAGCUACAGUUGUCGUACUGGAAACAUCGGCUAGUCUUACAUCAGAACUACCAGUGGCUUCUCCUUCAGAAUCAACUACAGCUGUCACACUCCAAACAUCAACAGAUGUUACAUCAGAACCACCAUCAACCUCUUCUUCAGAAACAGCUACAGUUGCCACACUGGAAACAUCAGCUAGUGUUACAUCAGAGCCACUAUCAAGUUAUCCUUCAGGGUCAACAGUUAUUACACUAGAAACAUCACCCAGUGUCACAUCAGAACUGACAAUGUCUUCAUCUUCAGAAUCAACUACAGCUGUCACACUCCAAACAUCAACAGAUGUUACAUCAGAACCACCAUCAACCUCUUCUUCAGAAACAGCUACAGUUGCCACACUGGAAACAUCAGCUAGUGUUACAUCAGAGCCACUAUCAAGUUAUCCUUCAGGGUCAACAGUUAUUACACUAGAAACAUCACCCAGUGUCACAUCAGAACUGACAAUGUCUUCAUCUUCAGAAUCAACUGCAGCUGUCUUACUCAAACAUCAACUGGUGUUACAUCAGAACCAAUAUCAACUUCUUCUUUAG
Silurus meridionalis is the source of this 1755-nucleotide messenger RNA. RefSeq lists its product as uncharacterized. Lineage: Eukaryota; Metazoa; Chordata; Actinopteri; Siluriformes; Siluridae. The transcript is spliced from 2 exons. The record is from RefSeq and is a predicted model, not a curated record. The coding region runs from base 97 to 1755 and encodes 552 amino acids.